Molecule: messenger RNA, 1656 nt
Organism: Neltuma alba
Lineage: Eukaryota; Viridiplantae; Streptophyta; Magnoliopsida; Fabales; Fabaceae
Product: purple acid phosphatase 2
Exons: 8
Coding region: 33-1436 (467 amino acids)
Molecular function (GO): metal ion binding; acid phosphatase activity
Source: RefSeq, a predicted model, not a curated record
UAACGUGGAAGAGAAAGUUGGCAUGGCUUGUAAUGGCGGGAUUUCUUUUUAGCAUGAUCGCCGAUAUUAGCGAAGGUGGAAUCACCAGCAGCUUCUUGAGAAGUUACAAUUAUUCCUUGGAUAUGCCCUUGGACAGCGAUGUUUUCCGAGUACCCCUUGGUUACAAUGCUCCUCAGCAGGUCCAUAUAACACAAGGAGAUCACUUGGGGAAGGGUGUGAUAGUAUCUUGGAUUACUCAAGAUGAACCGGGUUCAAGUACUGUCAUAUACUGGGCAGCAGGGUCUCCGUUAAAAAUGCAAGCUCAUGGUUUUUAUAUUACUUACAAAUACUUCAAUUACACCUCUGGUUACAUCCACCACUGCACAAUUGAAAAUUUGGAGUUUGACACCAACUAUUUCUAUGAGGUCGGAAUCGGAUUUACUACUCGACAGUUCUGGUUUAAAACACCUCCUCCAGUUGGUCCUGAUGUUCCUUAUACCUUUGGCCUUAUCGGUGAUCUAGGUCAAACUUAUGAUUCCAACACCACAUUAACCCAUUAUGAAAAAAGCCCAGCUAAAGGAGAGACAGUUCUGUAUGUGGGGGAUCUGUCUUACGCGGAUGAUUAUCCAUUUCAUGACAACAUACGGUGGGACACUUGGGGAAGAUUCACAGAGCGAGUUGCUGCCUAUCAGCCUUGGAUUUGGACUGCAGGAAAUCAUGAGCUGGAUUUUGCUCCUGAACUUGGUGAAACCAGACCAUUCAAGCCUUAUACUGCUCGUUAUCAUGUGCCAUUCCACGCCUCUCAUAGUACAUCUCCACUGUGGUACUCCAUCAAAAGAGCUUCAGCAUAUAUCAUUGUCAUGUCUUCUUAUUCAGCUUAUGGUAAAUACACUCCUCAGUACAAAUGGCUUGAGAAUGAGUUUCCAAAGGUGAACAGAAAAGAAACGCCAUGGUUGAUAGUUCUUAUGCACUGUCCAACAUACAGUAGUUAUGUGGAUCACUAUAUGGAAGGGGAGACAGUCAGAGUAAUGUACGAGAGGUGGUUUGUGAAGUAUAAAGUGGAUGUUGUAUUUGCUGGCCAUGUUCAUGCUUAUGAACGAUCUGAACGUGUCUCCAAUAUAGCCUAUAACAUUGUAAAUGGACUGUGCAAACCCAUCAAUGACCAGUCUGCCCCGGUUUACAUAACAAUUGGAGAUGGAGGAAAUCUAGAAGGAUUGGCUAUUGCCAUGACAGAGCCACAACCAAAUUACUCAGCGUUCCGUGAAGCCAGUUUUGGACAUGGGAUUUUGGAUAUAAAGAACAGAAGCCAUGCUUAUUUUUGUUGGAAUCGGAAUCAAGAUGGGUAUGCAGUGGAGGCUGACUCCAUCUGGCUGCACAAUAGAUAUUGGACUCAUUCUGAUGAGGCCUCUCCUUCUGAAUUACGCCACAACAAAAUUCAACAGGUAGCAGAAGCAUGAUCCAAACCCAGAAAUUAUUGCAGCAGCCACAAAUAUUACGAUUCUUGGUUCCGUAAUGUAUGCACGUACUUAAUCUCCAACUUACGCUCGAAUCCAUGGAAAAUUUUUGCUGUUUAUGGUCGUUUUGUUCAAAUCUUUCCUCAUGAGAGGCUGCAUAAUACAGACACGACUACUGCGACUGUGAUUAUCCCAUCAAUAGUAGUCAAUAUGUAAAUUAGAA